ACUUGUUCAACUAUAUACACCUGGCUUUAUGGGAUUUAUUCAUUUCGAUACAUGUAAUGAGGCUCAGUUGUUCAAUAACCCCAGUUCAUGCCAGUGUAACCAUGAUUAUGAUAUACUGUGCACUCUGAGGGUAUUUUAAUCGGAAGAAGAAACAUCAAGACAGGUCUAGCGUCGUGAACUCAUACGCCAUCUCUAUCAUGGGUUGCUUUGAUAGAUUCCUAGGGCUCCGAAAUGACCUCAAACUAGUAGGACUAAGCUUAGGGGCAUUUCUAGCUCUGAUUGAUAUCUACACAGCUUUGAUAUCUUUUUACACCAUUGCGAUUGAUACCCAAACGCCUUGGAUGGCUAUAUGGAGUAUAAUUGGGCAUCAAAUAGCGUUUGCCGCUUCAAUCCCUUUCUACGAAGGAUUGAUCGAUAUGCAAUAUCAGAAUGCGGUUUUUAUUAUGUCAUCUAUUAUUUUUUCGGUGUCUUCAGCUGCAGCUAGCUGGACUAAUGCAGCCGCACUUGUUGCUGCUUUCAGGGCAAUCAAAGGCCUAGGAGCGGCGGGGAUGUUCACGACCGCCGCAGCUGAUGUAUCAACGACAGCCUGCAAAGCUACAAGAUGUGCGAAAUUGGUUGGUCCUCUAUGGGGUGGCAUUAUCGGAGCUGCCUGCAUGGAAUAUAAAGGAUGGAAUUGGAUGUACUGGCUAAAUGGUGUUUCCGGCGUUUUUUCUUUAGUGUGCUAUUUAUGCGGGAGAAGAGAUGACGAAUGGCGCGAAUCCCCCUCUCGAACAGGUUUCAUGCAGUUAGACAUCGCCGGUGCAAUUCUCUUCGCAAUAGCUACAUUUCUGGUUGUCGCCAUAUCACAAACAGCCGUCGAUGCAUUCUACGAACCAGAUUUAGUGUUUCCUACCUUUGUCGCUGUUGCCAUUAGUUUAUUUGUAAUUGCUAUUUUUUGGUUUUGGGAAAGAAGAAGCAAGCAGACAUAUCGGUUCAUCCAAAUACCACGCAACGGGUCUAAUAACGGCGCACUAUUUUCUCGGGCUAUACAUGCGGGAUUGAUUGGUUUUAUUUGGGACGCAACAAUUUUCAGUCUGACCCUUGGCUAUCAACUAGUCGACACCCCGCCACGUUUCUUCGUGUACUAUCCAGCCCUUUGGUCAGCAAUCAGGUUAUUGUGGAUUAUAAUUCCCAGUAGAGUUGGCAUAUUCAUCGGUGCCGCUACGAUUAACAAGCAGUUUCUUCAUCCCAACUCCGUCUCAUUAACUGGGAGUAUUUUGGUGGUAUUCAGCGUCACAAUGUUCUCACUUUCUGGGAGGUUUCCAGUGAGGUUUUUCAAUACAUUGCAGUCUAUAGCGAUGGGGACGGGGUUCGGGUUGCACCUGGCGGCUUUUGAUUACAUCGGCAUCAACAAUCCAUCUCCACUAUCAUCCUCCUCAUUCGUGUUAUCGUCACAGAGAGUUCCUUCAUCGGAUGAAGAAGAGGGAGGAGGAACAGAAGACGAGGAUGAGGAGGAAGAGGAUUUAGAAAUGGAAACAGAAGAUUUCCUCUCUUCCCCACAGCGGAACGACGACGAAAUCCCUCAAGCGAAGCUGGAAGCAAUCCACGUAUUUGGCGGCGUCAUCGGCAUAUCGCUAGUCCACAUGAUCCUACAUUACAAUUGCAGAAAUAGAAAUGAUUGUGGCAAAAGCGCAUUCGAGAAGAGCUUUACGGUUAGCACACCUCUUGUUUUGUUGGUGUCCGUGUGCGUAUUCAUCGCUUUGUUUUUCGUGAAUAAAAUGACCAAGGCGGAUAGAAGGGUGUAA
Molecule: messenger RNA, 1784 nt
Organism: Talaromyces proteolyticus
Lineage: Eukaryota; Fungi; Ascomycota; Eurotiomycetes; Eurotiales; Trichocomaceae
Exons: 3
Coding region: 198-1784 (528 amino acids)
Biological process (GO): transmembrane transport
Molecular function (GO): transmembrane transporter activity
Source: RefSeq, a predicted model, not a curated record